Molecule: messenger RNA, 3062 nt
Organism: Elephantulus edwardii (Cape elephant shrew)
Lineage: Eukaryota; Metazoa; Chordata; Mammalia; Macroscelidea; Macroscelididae
Gene: DNM2
Product: dynamin 2
Exons: 20
Coding region: 192-2798 (868 amino acids)
Cellular component (GO): cytoplasm; membrane; microtubule
Molecular function (GO): GTPase activity; GTP binding; microtubule binding
Source: RefSeq, a predicted model, not a curated record
GAGGUCGCUCGGGUCGGGUGUUGCCUGAGAACCGGAUGAGGCGGCGACCGUGAGGCCGAGCCGGGAGCGUCGCGUCGCGCCGAGGCCCGGGCGGGCGGGGAGCAACGGCCGCGGGCGCCGCGGGGCCGUGUCGUCGUUGAGUCAGGGGCGGGCGGGGAGCGCUGGGCGCUCGGGCCGGAGCAGCCGGCGCCAUGGGCAACCGCGGGAUGGAAGAGCUAAUCCCGCUGGUCAACAAGCUGCAGGACGCCUUCAGCUCCAUCGGCCAGAGUUGCCACCUGGACCUGCCGCAGAUCGCCGUGGUGGGCGGCCAGAGCGCUGGCAAGAGCUCGGUGCUGGAGAACUUCGUGGGCCGGGACUUCCUUCCUCGAGGCUCAGGCAUCGUCACGAGAAGGCCUCUCAUUCUACAGCUCAUCUUCUCAAAAACAGAGUACGCCGAGUUUCUGCACUGCAAGUCCAGAAAGUUUACAGACUUCGAUGAAGUCCGGCAGGAGAUCGAAGCGGAGACCGACAGGGUCACGGGGACCAACAAAGGCAUCUCCCCAGUGCCCAUCAACCUGCGGAUCUACUCGCCCCAUGUGCUUAACCUCACCCUCAUUGACCUUCCGGGCAUCACCAAGGUGCCCGUGGGGGACCAACCCCCGGACAUUGAGUACCAGAUCAAGGACAUGAUCCUGCAGUUUAUCAGCCGGGAGAGCAGUCUGAUCCUCGCCGUCACCCCAGCUAACAUGGACCUGGCGAACUCGGACGCCCUCAAGCUGGCCAAGGAGGUCGACCCCCAAGGCCUGCGGACCAUUGGGGUGAUCACCAAGCUCGACCUGAUGGACGAAGGCACCGACGCCAGGGACGUCCUGGAGAACAAGCUCCUCCCCCUGAGAAGAGGCUACAUCGGCGUGGUGAACCGCAGCCAGAAAGACAUUGAGGGCAAGAAGGACAUCCGUGCGGCCAUGGCGGCUGAGCGAAAGUUCUUCCUGUCCCACCCGGCCUACCGGCACAUGGCCGACCGCAUGGGCACCCCGCACCUGCAGAAGACCCUGAACCAGCAACUGACCAACCACAUCCGGGAGUCACUGCCCACCCUGCGCAGCAAGCUGCAGAGCCAGCUGUUGUCGCUGGAGAAGGAGGUGGAGGAGUACAAGAACUUCCGGCCUGACGACCCCACACGCAAAACUAAAGCCUUGCUACAGAUGGUCCAGCAGUUUGGGGUAGACUUUGAGAAGAGGAUCGAAGGCUCAGGUGACCAAGUGGACACGCUGGAGCUCUCCGGGGGCGCCCGCAUCAACCGCAUCUUCCACGAGCGGUUUCCCUUCGAGUUAGUGAAGAUGGAGUUCGAUGAGAAGGACUUACGACGAGAGAUCAGCUACGCCAUUAAGAACAUCCAUGGAGUCAGGACGGGGCUCUUCACCCCUGACAUGGCCUUUGAAGCCAUUGUGAAAAAACAGCUUGUAAAGCUCAAAGAGCCGGCCCUGAAGUGUGUUGACCUCGUGGUCUCAGAACUGGCCACGGUCAUUAAAAAGUGUGCUGAGAAGCUCAACUCCUACCCCCGGUUACGAGAGGAAACGGAGCGAAUCGUCACCACGCACAUCCGGGAACGUGAAGGGAAAACCAAGGACCAGGUUCUUCUCCUGAUCGACAUUGAACAGUCUUACAUCAACACGAACCACGAGGACUUCAUCGGAUUUGCCAACGCCCAGCAGAGGAACACGCAGCUGAACAAGAAGAGAGCCAUCCCCAACCAGGUGAUCCGGAAAGGCUGGCUGACCAUCAACAACAUCAGCCUGAUGAAGGGCGGCUCCAAGGAGUACUGGUUCGUGCUGACCGCCGAGUCAUUGUCCUGGUACAAGGACGAGGAGGAGAAGGAGAAGAAAUACAUGCUGCCCCUGGACAACCUCAAAAUCCGGGACGUGGAGAAGGGCUUCAUGUCCACCAAGCACAUCUUCGCCAUCUUCAAUACCGAGCAGAGGAAUGUCUACAAGGACCUGCGACAGAUUGAGCUGGCCUGUGACUCCCAGGAGGAUGUGGACAGCUGGAAGGCCUCAUUCCUCCGAGCUGGAGUCUACCCCGAAAAGGACCAGGCAGAAAACGAGGACGGGGCCCAGGAGAACACCUUCUCUUCCAUGGACCCUCAGCUGGAGCGCCAGGUGGAGACCAUCCGCAACCUGGUGGACUCCUACGUGGCCAUCAUCAACAAGUCCAUCCGCGAUCUCAUGCCAAAGACCAUCAUGCACCUCAUGAUCAACAACACAAAAGCCUUCAUCCACCAUGAGCUGUUGGCCUACCUGUACUCAUCAUCAACAGACCAGAACAGCCUUAUGGAGGAGUCGGCGGACCAGGCCCAGCGGCGGGACGACAUGCUGCGUAUGUACCACGCGCUCAAGGAGGCACUAAGCAUCAUUGGAGACAUAAGCACCAGCACUGUGUCCACACCCAUGCCCCCACCUGUCGACGACACCUGGCUCCAGAACACCAGCAGUCACAGCCCUACUCCACAGCGCCGACCCAUAUCCGCUGGGCACCCACCAGGCCGGCCUCCAGCAGUGCGGGGUCCUACUCCGGGUCCCCCCCUGAUCCCCGUACCAGUGGGGCCAGCAGCCUCCUUCUCAGCUCCCCCCAUCCCAUCCCGGCCUGGCCCCCAGAGUGUGUUUGCCAACAAUGACCCCUUCUCAGCCCCGCCUCAGAUCCCGUCACGGCCGGCUCGGAUCCCACCUGGCAUCCCGCCUGGAGUGCCCAGCAGAAGACCCCCUGCUGCACCCAGCCGGCCCACCAUAAUCCGCCCAGCCGAGCCAUCCCUGCUCGACUAGGCUGCGGGGGGCAUGCUCUCGGGGGCCUCAUGCACCCGCCAUGCAGGAGCUUCGGUGGUCUGGGCCCCUCCGCUGCCCCGGUCCUCCCAGCCCUCUGCGGGACCAGCCCCUGUGGGCAGCCCAUCCCUUCCCCAGCUCGCUCCAGAUGGUGCUGGCCUGGCCCUGCUCCCGCUGGACACUGACCACUGAACGAGGGGCCCUGGGGCCCACUGGGGGAGGCGAGGCAUUGCACUUUGGGGGGUGGGGUCUCAGGGUAGCGAAGGG